Calidris pugnax (ruff) is the source of this 3692-nucleotide messenger RNA. It is a transcript of the gene UGCG, whose product is annotated as UDP-glucose ceramide glucosyltransferase. NCBI's taxonomy places the organism in Eukaryota, Metazoa, Chordata, Aves, Charadriiformes, Scolopacidae. Gene Ontology annotation, cellular component: membrane. Bases 204 to 1388 code for a protein of 394 amino acids. Gene Ontology annotation, biological process: glucosylceramide biosynthetic process. The transcript has 9 exons. The record is from RefSeq and is a predicted model, not a curated record. Gene Ontology annotation, molecular function: ceramide glucosyltransferase activity.
GCGGCGGCAGCAGGCAGGCCGGGCCGGUGGCUCCUCAGUGCGCGGAGGCCGCCGGGCCGGUGGAGGAGCAGCAGCAGCAGUAGCAGGAGGAGACACUUCGAGAGCCCGCCCGCACGCCGACAGGCCGCCGAGGCGCCCGCCUUCCCUCCUUUCGCGCUCCCGCUCCCCUCGCCGGCUCCUGCCCGGGCCGCCGCGCCCUGGGGAUGGCGGUGCUGGCCCUAGCCCUGGAGGGACUCGCCAUCUUCGGGCUUAUCCUCUUCGUCGUGCUCUGGCUCAUGCACUUCAUGUCCAUCAUCUACACACGCCUCCACCUCAAUAAGAAAGCCACAGACAAACAGCCAUAUAGCAAGCUUCCUGGUGUUUCACUCCUAAAGCCGUUAAAAGGUGUGGAUCCUAACCUGAUCAACAACUUGGAAACCUUCUUUGAACUGGAUUAUCCAAAAUAUGAAGUGCUGCUCUGUGUACAAGAUCAUGAUGAUCCAGCUAUUGAUGUAUGCAAAAAGCUCCUUGGCAAAUACCCGAAUGUUGAUGCUAGAUUGUUCAUAGGUGGCAAGAAGGUUGGCAUCAAUCCCAAGAUCAACAACUUAAUGCCUGGCUAUGAAGUUGCCAAAUAUGAUCUCAUAUGGAUUUGUGAUAGUGGAAUCAGAGUAACGCCAGACACACUGACAGAUAUGGCCAAUCAAAUGACUGAAAAAGUAGGCUUGGUCCAUGGGCUUCCCUAUGUUGCAGACAGACAGGGUUUUGCUGCUACCCUUGAACAAGUUUAUUUUGGAACUUCACAUCCAAGGUCAUAUAUUUCAGCCAACUUAACUGGCUUUAAGUGUGUAACAGGAAUGUCAUGCUUGAUGAGGAAGGAUGUCUUGGACCAAGCAGGAGGACUGAUAGCUUUUGCACAAUAUAUUGCUGAAGAUUACUUUAUGGCCAAAGCUAUAGCUGACCGGGGCUGGAAAUUUGCUAUGGCCACACAAGUCGCAAUGCAAAACUCUGGUUCAUAUUCAAUUUCUCAGUUUCAGUCCAGAAUGAUCAGGUGGGCCAAACUGAGAAUUAAUAUGUUGCCUGCCACAAUAAUUUGUGAGCCGAUCUCAGAGUGCUUUGUUGCCAGUCUAGUUAUUGGAUGGGCAGCUCAUCAUGUGUUCAGAUGGGAUAUAAUGGUGUUUUUCAUGUGUCACUGCUUGGCGUGGUUUAUAUUUGACUACAUUCAACUAAAAGGUGUUCAGGGUGGUGCUCUGUGUUUUUCAAAACUUGAUUAUGCGGUAGCUUGGUUCAUCAGAGAAUCCAUGACAAUUUAUAUUUUCCUCUCGGCUUUGUGGGACCCCACUAUUAGCUGGAGGACAGGACGCUACAGGUUACGUUGUGGAGGCACUGCAGAAGAAAUUCUUGAUGUAUAGCCACAGCCUUUUAACUGUGAAUGUCCAAAAGAGAAGAGGGGAAAGAAAAGUAUUAUAAAUUGUUUAUAUAAAUACUUUUAAGAAAAUCUACCUUCAGUAGUUUUACUACUCCUAUGUUUUGGUAUCUGUUCUUUAAUUUAUUUUUGCAUGGCACUUCCAUCUGUGAAAAUACAUCUGUAGUCUUGGCCAAACGGUACCUUGCUCCUAUGUACAAAUAGAAAUGGAGAGAAUUGGUCCUGACAUCUACAUUCUGUAGGAAUGCUCUGCAGUAAACACUUUAAAAAAAAAAAAGUAUCCUCCUGGAUAUGAACAGCUUCUUACUCCAUGGUGUGCUAGCCUAGCAAAUCCAGGGUUCAUAUAGCUAUUUUCCAGCUGGAUUGUACAAGGCUGUACUAGUAAAAACACAAAUGUACAGCUGAUUCCUGUUUUAUCCCACUAAAUUCAGCUAGUAACAGGACCUUGGGAAAGAAGCUCUUAAAUGCUUUAUGCCUACCUCUUGUAGUUGCUGCAGAACAAAAUGAAUGGAAAGGUAAAAAUGCUUUGCAAAAACAAAGUAAAGCUAGAGUCUUGUGUUUAUAUGUAUAUAUGAAAUACUUCAGUCAUUGCAAUGAACCAAAAGUGGACUGUGUUUGAGCGUGUUGGAAGGAAUUACUGGUCAGGCAUGUAUUGUGGGCAUCUUUUGGCCAACUCUGAUCUGGUUCUGUCUUGAACCUUGUUAAGCACUGUGCUGUAACUAGCCAAGCUGGUCCCCUUCAAUAUUUCCAUCCUUUUUUAAGGGGUGUUUGUUUUCCCCUGUGAGUGAAUGCUUUGGUGGUGGGUGGGGGGGUGUGUGUGUGUGUGUGUGUGUGUGUGACAUAGUAGGGGGUAGAAGGGAGCAGAAAUACAUUUCAGAAACAUUUCACACAUGAGCUAUUUUCUUACACAAUCUCUUAAGAAUGUAAUUUCAUGAUGCAGGUAUUUAAUAUCUUUUUAAAGUGAACAUACAUACCUAUACUAGUCAUAAUUAAGUAUUCAAUUGCAGUAGAUAUUGUGAAUAUAUUAAAGGACUAGGUGAGUUUGCUGUUACUGAUUAAAAUUGUAAUCUUAAUUUAAAUAUCAAACUAAGUCUACUCUUGGCUUUCUGCCUUCUACUGUUAGUCUAGCCUUUAAAUUGGACUUUUGUAUUCCAGUGGUAUGACUAAAAGGACUAGAUUAUAAUGCAUGCCGUGUUUCCCCCCUCUCUGCUCCCCGUAGCUUAGUUUCCAACCCCAUUGUGAGACUUCCUAACUUGUGGUGAACUGGACUUGUUUUCUUUGAACACUUUUUAAUUAAAAAACACAGCAAAGCUAGAGAGGGAUGUUGCAUAAGCCUUUUGUUUUCAUAGUUGUAUUUAUGCUGCUUUACUUUUCUUAUAUGGAAUAGCAUAUUUUCAACAUGAAUGUGAGCUGCUAAUUACAAGGGUAAUGCCAACAAAGCAGCUUUAGAAGUUGGAUGAUAAUGUGUAGCAUAUUAGCAAUAACGACAUGUAUUUAUAAAAAUGGACACUUAACUUACUGAGCCAAUCCCUUACCUGUCAUAUGCUACACAAAUGUAAUGUGUAUGUAUGUGUUGUAAACCAUACUCUGGGCCAAAAUGCUUCAUCCACCUUAAUAUCUCUUUUGCCUUAUGAUACAAUGGAACUCUUCUAAUGGGCAUUUCUGUAUGGACAUAUGGACAAAGGCUUUUGAUGCAUGCUUCAUUCUUUUCAUGUGAAUCGGGAAAAAGCACUUUUCCUGAGGAAAGUUGCACACUGAAAGCUAGUCUAGUUGUGACCCACGAAAACAUCCUGAUUUUAAUGUUGUUUUUACAUAGUUGAAUUUUGCUGACAAUGUUUUUAUCUUCAUUUGUCUCAUGAAGUUUGAUGCCAUUCAUUGCACUGCUGAAGUGAAGCUUAGCUUGCAACUUAGCUUUAUGCUGAUUUCUAUGCAGGCAAUGGAACAGAACCAAAAAAAAAGAGGCUGAACAGACUUCAUUAAAAAAAAAAAUUAGGUGGGGAUAAUUGUUUAACAGGUGCUUUUGUAUUAGUAGAGCCAUUUUUGGUCAUGAAGAAUAAAGCAUCACUUAAGCAAAUAGGUUCAUUUGGGGAUUGUGUGGUUGAUUGUGACAUGGAAACCAACACUGUCAAAUGUUGUAGAACAUGCUGCAACAGAACUUCUGAAGGUUAAAAAUGGCUAAUGUAAAGUUGUGUUGAUCUACAGAUGUGUAGAAUAUACCGUGUUUAUUUAAAAUCAUUGUCUUGUUUUUUCUUUUAUUUAAAAAUAAAUUUUGAAUACAACCUGUUUGGAA